ACUCCUCAUUGACCUGAAAAUAUCAAGUAACUCGCUAAUCUGUGAAUAAAUUUAUGAACUGUCGUAAAAAUUAUUCAUUCAGAGUCAUGUAACGUGAUCAGCCACCGUAUAACAUUCCGAUGUUUCGAAUCUCGCUAAGUACGAUAAUCAACUGUUUAAACACGAAUGGAACGUCACGAAACGUUGGCAAUUUUCUCGUUUUUUUCAUCGGAUUAGACGAGCCCACGUUUCAACGUGUGAUCUAUCAAUAGAAUAGCCAAAAAUAACGGUUUUCGUGAAUAACCAACGGGGUCAAAAGAUCGCAAUUAUCACAUUCUUCGACUCGAUGAUUAUUAGUCAUGAAUUUCCUGUACACCACGCGCUAAGUUAUUUCCGUUUUCGAAAGAACAACGAAACAUCGAGAGGAGAAUAUGAGAUAAGAUGAAACGGGAUGGGAAGAGAACGAGAGAGGGGAGAUACACGAGAGAACGCGAUAGCUCACAGAGAAACGGACCCAGAUCGUAUUUAUUAAACAUGUGUACGAAAGUGAUUGGACACGUACACUUGAUGUAAUUCGCAAUCGCUAGCUUUCACAAACGCUAGCCAAAGUUUCGGCAGUUUCGCUUGUUUAUCUUAAAAAUUUGAUAUUCUUAGCUCGACUCUUCGGCCUGUUUUCCAUGAGUUUACAUUUCGAGCCCUGUGUGUAUAACUUUGUAAAUUUCACAAUGAACCGAGCGGAGUAAACCCACGCGUUUUCGACGACCGAACCCUUAUCUGGCUAUGCUGAUACCCUCAAUAUUGGGGAUGGGAGAAAACAUCCCGAAGCCACGGACUUCAAAGUGCGCGGUACGAGACGGGAGAAAAAGCAACGCAUGUAGCACAGAGGCGGACGCAUGAUGAAGCCGGCGAUGAAGAUGGGGGUGAUCGCCCUCGUGGGCGUGUGCGUUGUAUUUUACCAAUAUCAUCUGUCCUUCGGUUUCCGACUCGAUCAAGUCACAGCGUUGAACGGAGGAACGGCGCAAGACGUUGCGGAAUCUCUUUCGAUCAACAACGAAGUCGACGCGUGUUCAUCGCAGCAAAAGUUUACCGAAGAAAUGAUUCGCAACGCCGUAGACGCGGUCAGAUUGGCGAGCGGUUUGGGACCCGAUAUCGGAACCCGUUUGACGGAGGAGUUGGUCAAACAGUUGAGUCAACCGAUAAUAAACAAAUCGUCGCCAGUGGCGGCGUCUCAAGUUCCUCUAACGAGGAUAUCGAACGUCGAUUCAUUCGCCGACGAAACCCCUCUUUAUGUGAUAACUCCGACGUAUCGCCGACCGGAACAAGUACCGGAAUUGACGAGAAUGGCUCACACUCUGAUGCUCGUGAAAAAUGUCCACUGGUUGGUCAUCGAAGAUGCUCAAAUUGCCACGCAGCAAGUAACCGACCUUUUGAAACGGACCGGAUUGACGUACGAACACCUUAUUGCUCCGAUGCCUGACCAGUACAAACUGAAGAAAGGAGCGAAACCUCGAGGAGUUUCGAACAGAAAUCGCGGGCUCCAGUGGCUCAGAGCAAACGCGACGAAGGGUGUAUUUUACUUUGCAGACGACGACAAUACUUACGACAUAAGGCUAUUCGACGAGAUCCGCACGACAAAAAAAGUCUCGAUGUGGCCAGUCGGCCUUUGCACAAAAGCCGGCCUCAGUACUCCCGUGGUGAAGAAUGGAAAGUUCAUAGGAUUUUACGACGGCUGGAUGGCCGGUCGUAAAUUUCCCGUCGAUAUGGCGGGCUUUGCGGUGAGCGUAAAAUUUCUACUGGAUCGACCCAAGGCUGGGAUGCCGUUCAAGCCGGGCUACGAGGAGGACGGUUUCCUGAAGAGCCUCGCGCCCUUCGAACCCAACCAGAUAGAACUUCUGGCCAAUAAAUGCACAGAGGUACUCGCGUGGCACACGCAGACGAAGAAGAACGAACCGAGUUCCGAAAUCGACCGGAAAAAAUACGCCUCAACAAAUCUGAUAACACUGAAACAGAAAAUAGUAUGAUGAUCGAAUGAUUUUAUCAGCUGUUCCUCGCUACUGCUAAAUUCGAUAUUAGAUCUAACGCCAUUUUUAGCGACGGAUCUCGCGACGAUCUUACAAAUGAAAGACGGAAACGACGGCGCAAUGAAACACGUCACGGUUCAUCCUUCAAUUUUACUCACAUCCGCAAUAAUAAUGAAGAGAAAAAAAAAAAAUAAGAACAUUGGUCUUGCUAGAAGCGUACGACCACAGUCGACGCUGCAACCUAGUGCCUAAGCUAUAUCUUCCUACCGUGUUAUUAAACAUGCGAUGAAAAAAAAAAUAGUUUUUUUCACUGAUUUCGAACGAUAGGGUCGACGUGGCGUUCUUGUACCCGUAGCAGCAAUACUGAUAGUCGUACUUAAUAAGGCUCACCUUGAAUUCCUACGAGAAACAAAACGUAACUAUAAAGAAAUCUAAUGGCCAAGUGCAUCCUGCGAUCUAGUCACACUCGGUAGUUGGUUUUUUUUGCUUCCGAACUUUCCGCAUUUUCAUCGACGACAACUUCAUCGUUUAGACUGAAAGUAGGGUACUGACGAUCCAAUUGCAAUAAUCAUGAUAGAUAAACUGAUGCUUUUCCUCUAGUAGAGUGGAAUCUGAAUUUUUUCAUUUAUUUUUACAAAGAUGAAACAGUUUUGAACGUUAAGGUGUCGGCCCUGCGACAAUUUUACAGCUGGGUCAUUUCAUAUCGUUAAUUGUUAGAUCAUUAGCGAUGAAAACUGAUAUUAUUUAAAUCGACGAAGCGGUUACCCGUUAAUCCCAAGAAUCUUCUGUCCUACGGGUUCGUAAAAAAAAAAAAAUUUCCUAAAUCUAGGUCUAAUAUACUCUACAGCGUGAUAGAUACACAUAGAAGAGCACAGAUAUUGAUGGUCUUUUACUAUUAUUAUGGUUAUCAAGUAUAUCCGAGAUUCGAAAAAUCUUGGCAUACAAAAUCGGAGGAGAAAAAAACAGAAUCUUGAAAAUAAAUAUAACGUGCAAUUCAAAAUUAGCAAAUAAUCUAACUCUGCAUUAUACAUUCCAUAAAGAUACUCAGCGCGUCAUUGGCGAUUCAGAAUUAUUUAGAAACAAUUUCCAAGAAUGAAUAAAGAAACGCCGACUUACUUGGAAUUUUGCGUGGAGCGGCGAGCGGCGAAUAGACAUCAAAGGAGACCGCCCGCUUUGUUAGGAAAAGCCGCCAUAAAUCAAAGGGAAAAAUAAUCCUGCAAUAUUUCGGCGAACCAGACACGGUUUGAAUGCACUUACGAUAAGAUUCGCGGUGAACUUAAUGAAAAUAAAUAAGUAGAGUAACAUGUUGACUACUUGAAAAUAGUGCGGUAUGGAAAUGACGUUUAAAAAAUGCGAGAUUUUUUCGGUGAUUGCUUUUGUUGAUGAGCGCAAAAAUGAAUAAGAGUGCGCGUAUUAUAGAGAAAAAUGAAAGCGUUAAUCAAACAAUUGAGUAAAUCGUAAGUUAUAUGCUUGUAACCGAACACCAAUGAGCGACAGAUAAAAAAAAAAAAAUCUAGUUUUUAAAUCAUAUGGCCUGAAAUCACGGGAUAUCUUAGUUAUUAAGAAUUACAAUAAAUAGAAGUAUAAGAGAAACGAAAGAAAUAGACACGUGAGGAAAAUUAUCACAACGAUAAAUUGUGUGGGCGAUAAUGGAGAGAUAAAAAAAAUGUCGGUUCGGGUUCCGAUGAGAAGUGUAAUAUAUUUGUACAUUAAAUUGUAGGUAUGACCUACCCAAGUGUGAGAUUGCUACUUACUCUCAAAACCUAAGUGAUACUCAUCAAAUAAACGAUUAUGAACAGCAUGAA
Athalia rosae (coleseed sawfly) is the source of this 3805-nucleotide messenger RNA. RefSeq names its product galactosylgalactosylxylosylprotein 3-beta-glucuronosyltransferase P (gene GlcAT-P). The record is from RefSeq and is a predicted model, not a curated record. Gene Ontology annotation, molecular function: galactosylgalactosylxylosylprotein 3-beta-glucuronosyltransferase activity. Lineage: Eukaryota; Metazoa; Arthropoda; Insecta; Hymenoptera; Athaliidae. The transcript has 6 exons. The coding region runs from base 873 to 2000 and encodes 375 amino acids. Gene Ontology annotation, cellular component: Golgi membrane. Gene Ontology annotation, biological process: chondroitin sulfate proteoglycan biosynthetic process; carbohydrate metabolic process.